Molecule: messenger RNA, 3350 nt
Organism: Mya arenaria
Lineage: Eukaryota; Metazoa; Mollusca; Bivalvia; Myida; Myidae
Exons: 5
Coding region: 105-1208 (367 amino acids)
Biological process (GO): phosphatidylinositol phosphate biosynthetic process
Cellular component (GO): phosphatidylinositol 3-kinase complex
Molecular function (GO): 1-phosphatidylinositol-3-kinase regulator activity
Source: RefSeq, a predicted model, not a curated record
UGUGAAGACGGUUAAAUAGAUAUAAUAUAUAUAUUAGAAGGAAAAUCCAAACAUACAUAAGAACGGGAAGUUAUAUUCAACGUACUUCAAUUUGUUGUAAAAUUAUGGCCAGCGGAAAACAUCAUGACAUUCGACAGAAGGAUGGAUCGCGACUAGAUUCGUGUAUUCGAAGCCCAGUUACGUAUGGCAAGUUACGUAAUGAUCUAGAAGUUGCCCGACAAGAAAUAGAACGAGAAAUUUAUGAGAAACUCGAAAACUCCUCCAUUUCAACACGAGAUCCAGAUCAGAUAGAUGUCUUACCUAAAUGUCCUCAUGAUAGAACAAAGGCAUGCAGGCGUACCUUCACAGAUCCCGACUAUGCCUACACCAGAGGUAUACCGAGGGAUUCAGGAGGCCAUGGACUGAUGAUUUGUAUCCCUAAGGAGGUGAUAACGGAAUUGGUUAGGCAAGAUGAUGGAAAAAACAUCAACGUCAGUCGUCGACUCAGCGUGUGCCACCUUGUAAACGUCCAGGUUGCGGAGGAGCUUCCGAAAAACAGAGUCUGGGUAGAAAUGACGGGUAAACGUGAGCCUACGGAGCACACAUCCUCUGCGUCUACAAUAAGCACUGACACUGUUAAGAGUGAAGGGUAUGUUCAGGCUAAAAUUUUUACAAGAGAUAACGAAACCACUCGACGAAGUCCUGUUCAACACAGCGAUGAUAACAAUGAGGAAUAUGAAUCGCUUAAAUUCGAAUUCGAUGCGCUAGCCUGUCCAUUAGAUGAGGCUCUAAAAGAUCGGAGGGUUGCUGAAUUUCUACUAAAUAAGACUAAUAACUUCGAUAUCAAACUCACACAGUGGGAAUAUGACUACCAGGCUCCAGUUUUACUAGAGAAGUUCCCUUGGUACCAUAAAAACAUUGAUCAUACAGAGGCAAAACAAAGACUUAAAGAAAAGGAGGUCGGCACUUUUCUUGUACGGCAAGCGGCACAGACUACGGCGGAUCCGAAUCACAAAUUCACCAUGGAAAUAGUCAGCAAAGAUAAGAGAAUUAUCCGCCUGAGAAUAAUGCAUCGAGAUGGGCUGUACAAUUUUGAGGAUUCAAACCAAGAGGGCGUCGUAGAUGUAUGGAAACUGAUUGUUCAAGCCACCGAGAGAGGAUUGGACAUUAGCAAACCAGGCGAAGAUUGGACAAAGAUCACUCCAAUACCCUUAAGUAAUAGGUCCUAAAGAAAUAAGUGGAAAUGAACAUAAAGAGAUUUUCAUUAAAAGUAGACGGUUUUGUUUACUUGAUUAUAUGUUCGUGUUCUGUUGACGAGUCAUGUAUUCGUGGAGUAAUAUGUGUGUGUGAUGUUUUGCUACGAAAAUAAUUAUUAUUAAUAAUUGUGUCAUCUGAUAUGAAAUGCAAUGAACAAUACGUUUACUCGUCAAAAAGUAUUGCGAUAUGGUAAAUAACUGGACAAUAUGUGUAGAUGUUGUUCAUGUCUAAUACCACAUGAAUAAGAAUUCUUAACCAGUUACUGUGCUAUCAAAAUCAGUGCGAUAUUUUUGAUAGUUUAAACUUAUUUACCUUACAACGAUAGUGAAACAAGGUAUAACAACAUUAUAGUAAUCACUCUCGUUGCUACGAUUUUACGCGAGAGAGUGGUCUUGUGUUGUUGGGAAUACCAGAGUACCCGGAGGAGACCCACUUGUCCGGCUUGGUGACCACAAACCAAACUCACAUUGAUAUUUUUAAUGACAUGUUCUUUUUCUCUUUUACACACAAAUGUAAGACAUGAACAAUCACAAUAUAGCUCUACUUUUAUCAAAGUGUAAUUUUAAGUACUUGUUUAUCUUACUAAUGACGACAAUAAGACAAUAUGACCACCUUACUGAUUUUGCAACAAUAAUAACACACGGUUAAGACUGUCAGAGCAUCAUUCCCUGCAUACAUGGCUUGUACGUAUGAUGUCAACGUCCGUCAUGUUGACCGUCAGUUUUCAAUUGUCGUUGAGACAGCAAAAACCGGUUAUGACAAAACGGUGAUUAAUCGACGAUGUAAAAGACUUUGUCCGUUGGUAAACAUUCUUGUUUAUACAAAGUGGGUGUUAAUAAUAAUGGUUUCCACGCUUGAUAUGUCAACGGUUUUGAAUCUUGAAUUAAAUAAAGAAGGGCCAGAGCCACUGUCUUGUCUGGCAAUGGUUGGUCGUGAAUCCGUGUUCAUUAUAGCACUGCCUAACAGGAAGUUUUCUCUUUUAAGUUAUUAAAGAAAUGUGGAUAUUGAAUCAAAACAUAGGCUUAUUCAUAACAAAACUGUCGAACUCAUUAGAUUGACAUUUAUAGUUUUAGACGUUGUAGAAGAUAUGUCUGUUCGUCUGAUAUGAGGGUUCUUGAGAUCCAAAGAGUAGUACUUAAAGAAGAGACAAAUGCCCAACGCUGGAUAACUGACCAAAGCGAUGAUUCAUUCUGGUGUUAAAGUGAUGGACAGGUGAAGGAAAUUGGUAGUUAUCCAAAAACAAAGUCUGCAAAGAGUCGUAUAUGUGGUGGUAUAUCGCAAACAGUGGCAUUGAUGUUAUUAAGAAAAAGUAGCGAAUUGAGAAGAAUUGAGCAUUGCGGCACUCAAGCUGAUAUUAAACUCCAGCUGAUACAAGUUGAUAUUCAUACAUAUGUUGUUCAAACUACUAAAUCUUUCAUUUGUAAUUUGAUCAUUUAUUUGGUUUAUAUGUAAAUAUCAGAUGCCAUGAGGGUGAUAGCAUAAAAUGUUAACCCAAAAUCGUUUAUGUCAAUCAAGACGUUAGCCGAAGUUAACCUCAACGUUUCGAGGUUUAACUUAAUAUGCUAUCACACUUCUUGACAUCUGAUAUUUAUUAUAUAAUACCCCCCAAACACUAUUGUUUACACCGGUUACGUCUGCACUUGUGAAACUAUAAAGUGAUUAAAGUUUCCCGCGUUAUAAUAACGUCAUAGAUUCAAGAUUCAAUAUUUUUUACAGAAUAAUCAGAAGGCCAUGGCCCAUGUGGACAAAUCAAUUAUAAUAUUAUAAAACAAUUUCGGAAUAUAACAUUUUUAAUUUUUAGAUUUUCAAGUCUACUAACACGGAUUUUUAAUUCAACGUAUUUACAUUAUAACAAACUUCAACAAACACAAAGUCAUAAUGAGUAAUUUCAUUCAAUUUAAAAUAGUUCAAACAUAAAUGUAUAUCAGCUCAUCCUCAUAUUUCAUAUCUUGCACAUUUUUUCAAGUAUGACAAAUCAUUCAUAUCUAUAAAUUGACAUUGCAUGUAUCCAAUCUGUAUUAUGUGCCAUGUUGAAUUCACAUUAUAUACAUGUAUUCAUAAUCUAUGAUUAUGUACCGUGGGGUUAUACGUCAAAUAAAAUAAUGCUCCGUUCU